UGUCAGAGGUACAUCAGCUGGUCGGAAUGUGCUGCAGUGACCUGUGUUCCAACUCCUCCGUAAUCACGGACCAGCUGUCCCUGGACAUCGUUCGUCGCCUGAUGCCCCUGAAGAACCUGCCAACCAACAAGGAUUUCCACCAGAUAAACGCCCUCCUAGGUACUUCGGAUGUAAAAACAGUUCGAAAAAUAAUGGACGCAGUAUCUCUCAUCCAAUCGAUGCUCACCGAGGACGAGCUGGCCCUCUUCGACGACUUCAGCGAGCCCUCCCUGAACCCCAAGGCCUUCGGUUCGAGGAUCCCCUACACCCCAAUGAGACGCUGUUCCCCCGAGGACAUUCUUCUCCUCUCCAAUAUGACGCAGGCCGUCUCAAUAACCGCCCCCAAGAGGUUCACAAUGGUCUACACAGGUUCCCAGAAGGAACCCAACGAGUUCCACCACAAGGACUUCCUCAAGUACAUCAAGGAGUCCCACAGGAGGUACUCCACAGAGACGUCCUUCGAGCAGUUCUGUACGAUGAUCGAGAGUUGCCUGAAGAACUCCAGGACAAACGCCCAGGGAGACCUCUACGAUCUCCUCGGUUGCGACCAACUGGACUUCAUCAGCUACAUCCUGAAGCACCGCGACAACGUCGAGAAGUUCUUCACAACCCAGAAGCAACUCUCGAAAGCUGGGGGACCCCUAAAACCCGAAAAACGCCCCGAAUUGAGCUGCCAGGUGAUCGUGCGGUCUCAAAAGGAGAAGGAGCUCUUGAAGCAAGUUAGGAAGGAAGAGAAGAAGUACCUGAAGGCCUCCAACAAGUUCGAGCAGAACGGCGAGGGCUCUGAUGACGACUUUGACCCCUUGACUCUGAGACUAAAACGUCAACUGGCUCUACAAGCCUCGCAGGCACCGAUCUUGGCGCCAGUGAAGCAGAGAUUCCUCGCAGUGACGAGCACCACCGAAAAAUAUCCCUUCGUUUUCGACUGCCAGAAGGACUCCAAGAGAAUUCCAGGGUUCGUCUCGGAACAGAAACUCAUGCUCCCUGAAAACGUGACACGAAAGGACUCGCCACUGUAUGAAGAGGUCCUGAUACCAGUCUCCAGUAAUGAUCUUGACUUCACGUACACUCCAAUAAAGAUCUCCACACUAGAUGAGAUCGGCCAAAUGGCGUUUUCAGGAGUAAAAGAACUGAAUAGAAUCCAGUCGACAGUCUUCAACGCAGCUUACAACAGUGGCGAGAACCUCUUGAUCUGUGCACCCACUGGUGCUGGAAAGACGAACGUUGCUCUUCUCUCAGUGGUCCAUCAGCUGAAGCUCCACCUGGAGAACGGAAUCCUGAAGAAGAACGAAUUUAAAAUCGUUUACAUAGCCCCGAUGAAGGCCCUGGCUGCGGAGAUGACAGCUAGCUUCAACAAACGUCUUGGAUGCCUGGGGGUCACAGUCAGGGAAUUGACGGGGGACAUGCAGCUGACUAAAACAGAGCUCCAGCAGACCCAGAUGAUCGUGACAACUCCAGAGAAGUGGGACGUCGUGACGAGAAAGGGGACUGGGGACAUUGCUUUGACGAGCAUUGUUAAACUCCUGAUCAUCGACGAGGUUCACCUGCUCCACGGGGACAGGGGUCCAGUCGUAGAGGCUUUGGUGGCGAGGACUUUGAGACAGGUUGAAUCCACCCAGAGGAUGAUCAGGAUCGUUGGGCUGUCAGCAACACUACCGAAUUACGUAGAUGUUGCUAGGUUCCUCAGGGUGAACCCCAGGAAAGGGCUCUUCUAUUUUGAUCACAGGUUUCGUCCAGUCCCCCUCAGUCAAACGUUUAUCGGAGUCAAGUCAACGAAACCGAUGCAGCAAAUUCAGGAUAUGGAUCUUGUCUGCUAUCAGCAGGUCGUGGACAUGGUGAGGAAGGGGCACCAGGUGAUGGUCUUCGUGCACGCCAGGAAUGCCACUGUGAGGACUGCCACGAAGAUCAAGGAGCUGGCGCAGCAGAAUGACACCAUCAAGCUGUUCAAGCCUGACGCCGAUUCAAAGCUGACGCAGAAGGCCUUCACCAGCUCCAGGAACAAGUACCUGGGGGAGCUGUUCUCCUACGGGUUCUCAGUGCACCACGCAGGGAUGCUCAGGUCGGACAGGAACAUGGUGGAGAAGGCCUUCAGUCAGGGAUCCAUCAAGGUUCUAGUCUGCACUUCAACGCUUGCUUGGGGGGUCAAUCUCCCUGCGCACGCUGUCAUCAUCAAGGGAACUGAGAUCUACGACUCCAAACAUGGCUCGUUCAUCGAUCUGGGGAUUCUCGAUGUUCUGCAGAUAUUCGGACGCGCGGGGAGACCGCAGUUUGACACCUCUGGACACGCUGUCAUCAUCACGUCACACAAUAAGCUCUCGCAUUACCUGUCGCUGCUGACUAAUCAGUUCCCCAUUGAGAGCAGCUUCAUCACGUAUCUGCCGGACAAUCUCAAUGCCGAGAUCGCCUUGGGGACCAUCUCCAAUGUGGAGGAGGCUGUUGAGUGGCUCGGGUACACGUACCUGUUCGUGAGGAUGAGGCUCAAUCCCAUUCCGUAUGGAAUGCUGUGUCAGGAUGUUCUGGAGGAUCCUAAUCUGGACAAGAAACGAAGGCAGCUGAUUGAUACGGCUGCUAAGCACCUGGAUAAGGCGAAGAUGAUUAGAUACAACUCCCGCACCGGAGACCUGAGUUCAACAGACCUCGGAAGGACCUCCAGCCACUUCUACCUGAAAUACGACACAGUCGAGAUCUUCAACGAGCUGAGCAAGCCUAUAAUGACCGAGACGGAGAUCCUGGGCAUGCUGUGUCGAGCCCAAGAGUUCCAACAACUAAAAGUCCGCGACGACGAGAUGCAAGAGCUGGACGAAUUAACCAAAGAGUACUGUGAACUAGUGGUUCACGGUGGAGCCGAGAACAUCCACGGAAAAGUGAACAUCCUCAUCCAGACGUACCUCUCAAGAGGAAAGCUCACCAGUUUCUCCCUCAUCUCAGACCAGGCCUACAUAAUCCAGAACGCCUUGAGGAUCUCCCGAGCCCUCUUCGAAGUGAUGCUGAGGAAGAACUACGCGACCAUGGCUGCGAGACUCCUGAACAUCGCGAAGAUGCUGGAGGCACAGCAGUGGGACCACGUGACCCCCCUAAGGCAGUACUUCUGCUUGGGCCCGGAGAUAAUCCAGAAGAUGAACGACAGACAGUUGACGAUAAAUCGCUUGAAGGAGAUGGACGUCAGAGAAAUUGGCGAUUACCUCAGGAAUCAGAGGUCAGCAGCUCUCGUGAAGAAAUGCUGCAGUGAAUUUCCCUCGAUUGAGCUGGAGGCCUGCAUCCAACCCAUCACCAGAACAGUAUUGAGGAUAAAACUGAGACUGAAGCCGGAGUUCAGAUGGAACGACUCAGUCCAUGGCAAGAGCUCCGAGGCCUUCUGGAUCUGGAUAGAGGACACUGACACUGACUAUAUCUACCACCACGAGUACUUCCUCCUGACGAAGAAGAUGGUGCUCAGUGGAGAAGGGCAGGAGCUGGUGAUGACGAUUCCACUGCCAGAGCCCCAUCCCACCCAGUACAUUGUCAAGGCCAUCAGCGAUCGUUGGCUGGGCUGCGAGCAGCUCCUGGCACUUAACCCUCAAGAUCUGGUGCUGCCAGAGACUCAUCCCCCUCACACGGACCUCCUGGAGCUCCAGCCACUGCCAGUGGCAGCACUGAGGGAUCCUGGCUUCGAGAAACUCUACAACUUCACUCACUUCAAUCCUAUUCAGACACAGAUAUUCCACUGCCUUUAUCACACUGAUAAUAAUGUCCUGCUGGGGGCGCCCACAGGAUCUGGAAAGACCAUUGCUGCUGAGGUAGCCAUGUUCAGAGUGUUCAAGCAAUAUCCAGACAGGAAAGUCGUUUACAUAGCUCCACUGAAGGCCCUCGUUCGCGAGAGGAUGAAGGACUGGACGAUUCGACUCGAGGAGAAGCUGAAGAAGAGAGUUGUUGAGCUGACUGGAGAUGUCACUCCGGACAUCAGGCAGAUUGCCAAGGCAGAUGUCAUUGUGACGACUCCGGAGAAGUGGGAUGGCAUCAGCAGGAGUUGGCAGACGAGGAACUACGUGAAGAAGGUGGCCUUGAUCAUCAUCGAUGAGAUUCAUCUGCUGGGGGAGGACAGGGGACCGGUUCUCGAGGUGAUCGUCUCCAGGACCAACUUCAUAGCUUCACAUACGGAGAGGACUCUCAGGAUCGUUGGGCUGUCCACGGCUCUGGCGAAUGCUAUCGAUCUCGCCAGUUGGCUCAACAUCGACAAGAUGGGAUUGUACAAUUUCAGGCCUUCGGUGCGGCCUGUUCCCCUGGAGGUUCACAUCAGUGGCUUCCCGGGCAAGCACUACUGCCCCAGGAUGGCGACCAUGAACCGUCCAACGUUCCAAGCGAUCAGGCAGCACGCGCCAUCAAGUCCCUCCCUGGUGUUCGUGUCCUCCCGAAGGCAGACGAGACUGACAGCCCUGGACCUCAUAGCCUACCUCGCUGCUGAGGACAACCCCAAGCAAUGGUUGCACAUGCCAGACGAGGAGAUGGACAACAUCGUGGUGAACAUUAAGGACGUGAACCUGAAGCUGACCCUAGCCUUCGGCAUUGGCCUCCACCACGCAGGGCUCCAGGACAAGGAUCGUCAGACUGUCGAGGAACUAUUCGUCAACAACAAGAUUCAAGUGCUGAUAACAACAGCCACUCUAGCCUGGGGUGUGAAUUUCCCAGCGCACUUGGUGGUGAUCAAAGGAACCGAGUAUUACGACGGAAAGACGAAGAGAUACGUCGACAUGCCCAUCACCGAUGUCCUCCAGAUGAUGGGAAGGGCCGGGCGACCCCAGUUCGACGACUCCGGCGUUGCUGUUGUCCUCGUCCACGACAUCAGAAAGAACUUCUACAAGAAAUUUCUGUACGAGCCAUUCCCCGUGGAGUCCAGUCUGCUGGAGGUUCUCCCUGAUCACAUCAACGCUGAGAUCGUGGCAGGGACGAUUGCCUCGAAGCAGCAAUUCCUGGAUUACCUCACGUGGACGUAUUUCUUCAGAAGAUUGAUGAAGAAUCCACAGUAUUACGCCUUGAGCGAGCUGGAGCCAGCGAGUGUCAACCAGUAUCUCUCUCAUCUCGUCGAUGGGACGUUGGUAGUUCUGACUGAGUCACAGUGUGUGGCUUACGAGGACGAGGAUCAGAGCCUCUGUCCCCUGCCCCUGGGGAGAAUAGCCUCCUACUAUUACCUCUCACACCAGACGAUCAAGUACUUCAGUGAGGAAUUGAGGGACAAUCUGGGGCUGGUGGACUGCCUGAGGAUCCUGUGCAACGCUCACGAGUACAGUGAGCUUCCUGUCAGGCACAAUGAGGACAUUCUGAAUGAGGAGUUGGCCAAGAGGUGCAGGUACCCUGGGGAGCCACAGACAUACGAUUCCCCCAAUACCAAGGCUUUCCUCCUAUUUCAGUGCCACUUUUCAAGGACCACUCUUCCCUCAACUGAUUAUACCACUGAUCUCAAGUCUAUUCUGGAUCAGGCGAUCAGGAUUCUUCAGGCUAUGAUUGAUAUCGUGGCUGAGGGGGGCUGGUUGUCCAGUACUUUGAGGAUUAUGCAGCUGCUGCAGAUGAUUAUCCAGGCCAGGUGGAUCGACGAGUCUGCUCUGCUGACACUGCCACAUGUGGAGAGGGAGAACCUGAGGGUUUUUCAGAAACUGCCAAGGGCCUUGCCAGCUUUCUGUGCCAUUGCUAGUUCUAAUGAGAGGAGGAUACAGGGGGCGCUGAGGGAGGAGUUCCAGGAUCAGGAGAUUGGGGAGAUCCUGCAAGUGGCCAAGACCCUGCCCAUGGUGGUCGUUGGGCUGAGCCUGCAGGGGGGCGACGGGGACGAGGUGAGGGCUAUUGACGUGGUGAGGAGGGGGGAAGACUGCCUGGAGGUACGGGCCAGUGGGGAGUACACGUUGUUGAUUGAGCUGAGGAGGUGCAAUCCCAGUGGCGCGAGGGUUCACAGCCCCAAGUUCUUGAAGGAGAAGGGGGAGGGCUGGUUCGUGGUCAUUGGAGAUGUCAAGGGGAGGGAGGUGUGGGCGAUGAAGAGGAUAGCUGGGGUCGGACCGGUGGGCAGGACUCAUCAGCUGCAGUUCACAGCUCCAGAGUUUCCAGGGAAAACACAGUUAACAUUCUACCUGAUGUCGGAUUCUUACAUUGGUAUGGACCAGCAGUAUGACAUCCCAAUGAACGUAACAACUUGAAGCACGAAUGUUGAUUUGUGUUUUGCACUUAAAUCAAUUGCAUAAAUGUAAUAUAAAUAAAACAAAUCAUUUAUACUCUUUAUGUUGACAAAUUGUGGAGUAAAUUUGUAUUGAAGCAUCGUC
Messenger RNA from Diachasma alloeum, 6320 nucleotides. It is a transcript of the gene obe, whose product is annotated as activating signal cointegrator 1 complex subunit 3. Gene Ontology annotation, molecular function: nucleic acid binding; ATP hydrolysis activity; ATP binding. The transcript is spliced from 8 exons. The coding region runs from base 27 to 6197 and encodes 2056 amino acids. The record is from RefSeq and is a predicted model, not a curated record. NCBI's taxonomy places the organism in Eukaryota, Metazoa, Arthropoda, Insecta, Hymenoptera, Braconidae.